Molecule: messenger RNA, 923 nt
Organism: Eptesicus fuscus (big brown bat)
Lineage: Eukaryota; Metazoa; Chordata; Mammalia; Chiroptera; Vespertilionidae
Product: pre-B-cell leukemia transcription factor 2-like
Exons: 3
Coding region: 30-923 (297 amino acids)
Biological process (GO): embryonic organ development; regulation of transcription by RNA polymerase II; neuron development
Cellular component (GO): nucleus
Molecular function (GO): DNA-binding transcription factor activity, RNA polymerase II-specific; RNA polymerase II cis-regulatory region sequence-specific DNA binding
Source: RefSeq, a predicted model, not a curated record
AAGACAUCAGGGACAUUCUGCAGCAGAUAAUGACCAUCACGGACCAGAGCCUGGACGAGGCCCAGGCCAAGAAACACGCCCUAAACUGCCACCGAAUGAAGCCAGCGCUCUUUUGCGUCCUGGGUGAGAUCAAGGAGAAGACCGGCCUCAGCAUCCGAAGCUCCCAGGAGGAGGAGCCGGUGGGCCCCCAGUUUAUGCGCUUGGACAACAUGCUUCUGGCAGAAGCUGUGGCUGGGAUGAAGACAGAAGAGAAACAGGGGGCGGGCUCAGCUGCAGCAGCUUCCGGGGGUGGCGUGUCCCCUGACAGCUCCAUCCAACACUUGGACUAUCUGACGCAUUAUCGUAGCAAACUUGCCCAAAUCCAUCAUCUCUACCACUCGGAGCUGGAGAAGUAUGAGCAGGCAUGUAACGAGUUCACGACCCACGUCAUGAACCUGCUGAGGGAGCAGAGCCGCACGAGGCCCGUGGCACCCAAGGAGCUGGAGCGGAUGGUGAGCAUCAUCCACCGCAAGUUCAGCGCCAUCCAGAUGCAGCUCCAGCAGAGCACCUGCGAGGCCGUCAUGAUCCUGCGCUCCCGGUUCCUGGACGCCAGACAGAAACGCUGGAACUUAAGCAAACAGGCCACUGAGGCCCUAAACGAGUAUUUCUAUUCCCGCCUGAGUGACCCGUAUCCCAGUGAGGAGGCUAAGGAGGAGCUCGCAAAGUGUGGCCUCACCGUCUCUCAGGUCUCCAACUGGUUUGGCAACAAGCGGAUUCGCUAUAAGAAAAGUACCGGAAUGUUUCAAGAGGAGGCAGAUAUCUAUGCCGUCAAGACCGCCGUGUCUGUCACCCAGGGGGGCCACAGCCGCACCAGCUCCCCGACACCCCCUUCCUCCGCAGGCUCUGGCCGCUCUUUCAGUCUCUCAGGAUCCGGAGACAUGUGA